ACAAACAAAAAUAAAUAAGUUAAAGUGAAACUCAGUCACAUUACCAAGAGGGAUUUCUUUUCCAAGGGAAUACAAAGGGAACUCAUAGGACAUGGCUGUGCAUGGCUGGAAUGCUGGGCGUCAGAGCAGACCUGGCUUUGAGAACCUCCUAGUCACACUCAACCCCUGUCCUGCUUUGACUUCUUGGUGGGGACUCUACUCUAGGUGCUCCUGUUAGAACCAUUACUGGCUCCUGUCUGCCUCCAAGCCAAACAGACAAAGCCUGGAGUACAAACACCAGAACAAUUUCCCAAAGAAACUGUUUGUGCCUGUUUGAAGUUUGUUUCCCUGGGAACCUUGGGUUCUCAGAGUCCAUUGGAUAGAAGGCAGAUGCCAUUCAUUAAGGUGGCAGGAAGAACCUGACCAUCAGCCAGGACAGAAAGAAGAAAACCAUCCCAAGUGGCGAGCUGCAUGAGACAGAUUCCAGGAACCAGCCUCAGCUCCUGUGUCUGUGUCUCCCAGCAUGGGCUGCUUGAAAAAGAAGACCUUGUCUUUUCUCCUCAUUUUGGUGUCCAUGUAUGGAUGUGGGACUCUGUUGCAGGAAGCAGACCCAGCUAGGCAAAGAAAACCAUUUUUUGAGAGGCUCCGUCGACUAGAAGAGCAGUUUCAGAGAUUCCAACAGGUGACCUUGACACACCUGCAGGACAUUGCCAGCAACUAUAAUGUGUACUACGAUAUGGAUGCCCGCUUCCAGAGCCUGGGGGAAGAGAGCCAGGCCAUAGCUCUAGCAGUGAACCAAUCUCAAGCCACCAUACAAAAGGAUGUGGCCCACCUAAAAACUUGGCUUAGGAAGACCCAGCGCAGGAGCCAGAAGGUGGAUGCCCAGCUUCAAGCCUUGAACCUCUUUCUGAGCACAAAAAGCAGGCAAUGGGUGGAGGAGGAAAAGGAGCAAAAGGCACACAGAGAGGCUACUGCAAGCCUGGCCCCGAGCAUUAGGGUCCUGCAGGAUGUGCUGGCCAGCCUGACACAGCGAGUCCACAGCCAAGAUGCCAGGAUUGCUGCUCUUGAGGGACAGAUGCAGAGGGCCUCCUCUGGUAGGGCGGCUCUGGGGCUGACUGCAGCCCCCACCCCCACUCAGCUUGCUCAGCGAGGCCCAGGUUCCUUGCAACUGUGGAGAAACAGCCAGACAUCCAGGCCUUCACUCCAACACAGGAGCUCCCCCAAAGACUUCACUGUCCAUGUCCAGAAGACACAGAAGUUCCGAGCCCCAAGCAGACAUCAAUCAGCACUACCAAGUAAGUGACACAAUCCUUCAAACAUUUGCAACACGGGCCCGGUGCUAAUUUUUCCCAACGCCUCCACUGAAAAUGUGGUCUUUCUUAGCCCCGGUUUCCUCAUGCCCCUACGAGCUCUGUCUUUCUGCAGUUGGGUCCGAAUGGCCUCUGGCCACCUGGGCACCCUCCUUUCCUAUGCUACCAAGGACAAUGACAACAAGCUAGUACUGCAUGGCCGAGAUUCCCUGGUGCCAGGCUCCAUCCACUUUGUGAUUGGUGACCCAGUUUUCAGGGAACUGUCCCUGCAACCACUCCUGGAUGGCCAGUGGCACCACAUUUGUAUCAUCUGGACAUCCAUGGAGGGCAAGUACUGGCUCCACAUUGACCGAAGGAUAGUAGCUACUGGCUCCCGCUUCAGAGAGGGCUAUGAGAUCCCUCCUGGAGGGUCCCUCGUGUUGGGCCAGGAACAAGACACCAUGGGAGGUGAGUUUGACAGCUCUGAGGCCUUUGUAGGGAGCAUAUCUGGCUUAGCCAUCUGGGACCGGGCUCUGACCCCUAGAGAAGUUGCAAACUUUGCCACUGGGAAAGAGCUCCCGACAGGUGCUAUUCUGACGCUAACCAAUGCCACAUCAGUGGGUGGAUUCGUGAAGAGGGCCAAAUGUACCUGCCUGGAGCAAUGUCCAUAAGGCUGACACACUUGGGCUACAUCACAUUCAAGGCCAACAAGAAGCACAAGCCUCCAUAUCAA
This is a messenger RNA of Phodopus roborovskii (desert hamster), 2001 nucleotides long. RefSeq names its product pentraxin 4 (gene Ptx4). The record is from RefSeq and is a predicted model, not a curated record. The transcript is spliced from 4 exons. NCBI's taxonomy places the organism in Eukaryota, Metazoa, Chordata, Mammalia, Rodentia, Cricetidae.